Molecule: messenger RNA, 6192 nt
Organism: Darwinula stevensoni
Lineage: Eukaryota; Metazoa; Arthropoda; Ostracoda; Podocopida; Darwinulidae
Source: the annotation of a GenBank genome assembly
AUGAUGGCGACAUCUCUGGCACAGCAGCUGAAGCGCUUGGCUGUGCCACAGACAUCUUUAUUGAGUCGGGAUUUAAGGAAGGCUUCCUUCCUGUUUGAUCCCAAUGAAGCAGCGGCACUUGACCGGGAUGUCAUAUUUGCAAUUGGUGUCAGUGGGUUUGAGGAGCUCGUUGGUUUGAACCCAGCUUUUCGAGGCUUUGAAGCAACUUUGUUUAAUGAAGCCUCUAAGACAUUCCAGCGAGCUGUGCAGACUUCAGAGGACAAUAAGAAAUUGGAUAAGAUCAUUAAUGACUUCCUACUCCUCCUCUCCCCAUACUUCCUCCUCAAGCCAGCUCACAAGGCUCUAGAAUGGCUUGUCCACAGGUUUUACAUCCACGAGUUCAACAAGGAUGGCUUGUUGGCCUGCAUCCUCCCUUAUCAUGACACACGACUGUUUGUAAGAGCUGUGCAGAUGAUCCGCCUGGAGGGCCAGUGGGCAUGGCUGAGUCCUCUUGGACGGGAGGGGAUCCCUCUCUCCAAGCAGGUACUCUUUAACCGCUGUGCUGCUGACCUUGACUUCCUCCAGCUGGUGUGCAACGCCAUGCGCAGGCUAGUCAAGAAACACAAGAAAAUCAAUCCAGGAGUCCUUCAGACAGCAAUCGGUUUCUACACGACUACUCUCAUUGGUACUAUCCGUGAAUGCAAGAAGGUCAAGGACACAAUUGUUGCAUUGGUGCUGCCUUCGGUGAUCCAAGGUUUGCGGUCUGGAUUGGAGGAUUAUGUGGCAGGUGUCUACAUGGUCCUGGCCCAACUCUGUCGGCAGACAAGGCUCAAAACAACCUUCAUUGAUCAACUCAUCCAGAGGAUUGUUAUGAAUCUGCAUCCUUCACUGAUGGAAGAGGCUGUUGCCCUCUUGUGUCUCCUAUGUCAGUCACAGGACUUCUCUGUCUUUCCCCCUGACACACUUCCCGUGCUGCUCGAUACCGAGGGGAUCCCUAAGGCCCUUGAGGCGAUCUCUGCUGACUUUUCUGUCGGUCCUCUGUUGAUUUCUCUUCUGACCUCAAUCGAUCUAGCAGCAGAUGAUGGAACACAUGUCCAGGCACUGGCCAGAUUGGUCCAGAGCUCCAGACUUCCACAGCACAAUGCCCAGACCUUCAUAGAGAAAGUUCUGCAUUGCUCAGGCUUGGCCGUAAAAUCCAUGAGCGAUUCCACCAUCACUGCAGUUAAGGAACUCCUUGUAUCAUGUGAGAAACGACAUCCGGAGGCCUUUGAUGCAGCUGUGACCCACUGUGCCACCCCAGCUCACAAUGUGGUUCUGGGACGUGAGACCGUGGUGCGGGGUGACCCAAAUGCCCAAACAGACUGGUUUCUCAGACUUCAUCACCCUGAGGCAACUUUACGGGGGGAGGCUGUGAACAGGCUCAUACGUGCCAUCCGUCAGGGAAAGGUGGAAGAGGAAGGCUUUGUAUCUCGGUCCCUGCUGUCCUGCCUUCGGGAUGAAGAACCACUCAUCGUGGAGAAGGUCCUUGUAAUGGGGGAGCUCCUCCUGAAAUUUUUGGAGACUGCAACCCUCCUCGACGAGAUGAAGCGGCUCUCAUGCCUGCAUCUGAGGGACCGCACUUGGCGGGUUGUGUCUCUGAAGGCCGUUGUCCUAGCAAUGGAACACCUGAGCUUGGAUAGCCUUGUCUUUGUCCUCCCAUUCCUGCUCCCUGCCAAGGAGAAACACCUGUCCUUCAUCCGACCAAUCCUUGAUACUCCGUUUGCUCAGAAGCAUCCUCUGCUCCGGGGCCUUUCUGAGUGUAUUUCAGGUGUGACAGAGCUAGAGAAAGCUUUGUGGAAGAUCUUAGGCCAGCUGGCCAUGAAUCUGUCAGAGAUGAUGUCCUCCUCUGUGGAUGCAUUUGGGAAAGAUGUCAGUGAAACUCCAGAGAUGCAUCUGCAGCACCUUGGAAUCCUGGUCCUCUCUCGCACUGUCACUGCCCUCCAGGUGGACCAAGAUGACCUCCUCACUCUCAUGCAGGCCAUGCUCAAUUGCCUCUCACCCAUCCUUCUCUCCAUGGUAAUUCCCUCUCAAGGGAAUGAAAUGAGUGCAUGGAGCAAAGCCUGGGAAGUGUCAGGAAGAACCCUUAUGUGGACGAUCAAGCACUCCCAGCGUGGCUCCAUCUCUGAGAUGCUGCUCCACAUUGCAUUAUCCUCCAUUGCUCACGCAUUGGAUGCACGGAGACCUGAGCAGCCCGACCUGGAAGGUGUAGUCACCGAAUCGUGCACACCUGAGACUAAAUGGUUGUCGAUCUACCUCCAGCUCCUGCACCGAGUGGUUUCACUUCAGGCAGCCAAACCUGAGUCCCAGCUGUGGAGGGAUGCAGUCUCCACUGUCCUGAAGGUUGGAGGUGGAGGUCCCCAGCAGCUGCAGGUGUUGAGUCUAUGCUGGGCAGCAGAUGAACUGUGCCCCAACUCGGGAUUCCACUUUCAUAUCCCCAAGUCCCUCAAGGUGAUAGCCCUGCGCAUCUUAUCCCAGCUGGAUGCCGGGGUGUCCUCGUCUGCACUCCUGGCAUCCCUCCUCGCUUCCCUCACGUCUCAGGCUGCCAUCCGAGAAGCGGCAUUGGCGUGUCUUCAGUUGUUGAGUAAACGCCUUAGUGAGAAUGAUCCACUCAAAUCUCUCAUUGGAGCACUGCUUGCCAAAGGAUCUGAGAUUGAGGGGGACCCCAGUCAUGCAGCAGAGGUGGUGGCAUUGCAGGCAUCCUUUGCCAAUGUGGAGGGGUCUCCAUCCAAGAGGACCAGGAAGAAGGAUCCUAAAGAGGCACUGGAUGCCCUCCUCAGCAUAGUCACUGACGAAAGGGCUCCACUCCUCAUGCAGAUCCGGAUCGGGCUUCUCCAUCUCCUUUCUUCUGUUCAUUCCAAGCCAAUACUGGAGAGACUCCUCCCCCUGCUGAGGCAGGUCCUGUCAAAGAGACCCAGUCCAGAAGAGCCAGAGAAAUGGGUCCUGGGGGUGCAGGAGUCCCAGUUGGUGAAGCUGAUCACCUCCCGGUUCUGUGCCCCACCUGUUGCCUCUUUCCUGGAUGGUGAUUUACUUGAGGAAUUUCACUGCUUGCUCAGAGAUUCUGUUACUUACUUGACUGGGACCCAAGCUGGAACCGAGUCACUUGCUCGCUACCUUGUCUCUCAGCUGGAUGAUGAAUUUUUUGGAGCUCUAAGUGGGGAAGAGAUUCAGCUCAGGGUGGUGUCCACUCUGAUCGAUGUGACCGUCCAGCCUGGAUUGCCUGAAGUGGUCCUGGAGGUGAAGAAGGUCCUCAACAAGCUCCCCCUCUGUGCAUCCUUGGUGACGCAAGAACUGAGGCGGUUGUCACAGCUGGAUAUCCUUGUGGAUGCACCCCAGAAACGGGCCAGGAGGAUCCAGUCCCGACUUAGCCGGACCAUGGAAUUAAAGGCAAUACCAGAGACAGAAGCAUCACCAUCAACCAAUCUGAAUUGGAGGCAGAAGCUGACCCUCUUCCUUGAGGUUCUCCGAUCAAAUAAGAAGAUCCAGGACUUCCACAAACUCCUCUCUCCGCUUUUUGGUGUCCUCCAAAAGUCCCUGGAAUGGCUGCACCCAGGAGACCAGGAUGAGGAGGUGAACAGUGUGGAGUACAUCCAGGAUCUGCUCCUUUCCUGCAUCCAUGCUGCUGUGAAUGCCUUGAUGGGUAACAAGGACAAGACGGAUCUCAGUCCGGAAUCCUUCCACGUGGAGCUCGUCGUGCAGGUGGUCCGUAAUGCGCACAACCCACAGGUUUUUCAUCAGGCCUUCCUGCUCCUCUCCACUGCUGCAGAGCUCUUCCCGAAGAAAGUGCUGGAGAACAUGAUGGGGAUCUUCACAUUCAUGGGGAGCACAGUGCUUCACUUUGAUGAUGCCUAUUCCUUCCAGGUCAUAAACAGGGCCAUUGAGAGCAUCAUCCCAGCUGCCCUCCAGUCAGAGAAAAGCCAAGUGGCUGCAGCUGGCAUCCUGCGUGUGUUCGUUGGGGCAGUUGCAGACAUCCCUGUCCAUCGUCGCAUUUCCAUCUUCACCAAGCUCAUUGAGACUCUGAAUCCAGAACACUCUGUGUGGCUGCUUCUACUCAUCUUCAUUGAGGCUCACGUCCUCAAGGAGUCCUCAUCUCUAAGCGAGGUUCGAGUGGUUGAGGGUCCUGAUGUGGGAAGAAGUGAUUCGUUGCAGCUCCCCUGGACGUUUGAGUUGGCCCUCAAGGUCGUGACCUCCCAGGCACCACAGUGCCAGUUGGAUGCUGUUGCACAGUGCCUCCAUUUCCUCCUGAGUCAUCCUAUGGAGCCAGAGAAAUCAGCAUUCUUGCCAUCGACCCCGAUGAGAUCUCCUGCCAGGAAGCGGGUGCGCCAAGACUCAUUCAGCAAAACUUUGAAGCAAGAUACUAUCAUCAACUUGGACCAAUUCACGCCGAAACAGUUCCGCCAUUUCCAGUUUGCUUCCCUCAAACUUCUGUCUGCACUCUUUGCCACUGAAGGACCCAUCACCCAGGGUUUAAGAGUCCGAUCACCUCGGCAGGUUGAGAAGUACAACGAGGAGAUGUCGAGGACCUUUCGGAACUUUCUGGAGGCCUUGCUGAAGUGGAUCGAUGCUGCAGGGCAAGGACUGGCCAGUGGCUCAUCUGAUCCUGCCUCGUCUCGAUUCUGGAAAGCCAUCGUUCAAAAGAGUUGUGAACUCCUCGACAAGGUGACGAACCUGCUGCCUAAGGAUGAGUUUCUGCCAGUGGUACUCCCCCUUCUAUCGCACCAGCAGCCAUUCAUCCGGCAGAAGAUCCUGGAGGUCCUCAGCAUCCAUCUGGCCCGACCGGAGUUUCUUGAGUCUCCUGGGGAUGUGGGACCUCUUCUAUUGGCAUUGAGACCCCUUGUGGAGCCACGAAAGAAAGGGACAAGGAAGAGGAAGGAGGGCGAGGAGGAGGAUGUCUCAAUCAUCCCACAGCUGGCACUUUAUGCUCUGAGGCUGCUGUGUCGACUUGCUGGAUCGCAAGACUUGGAGUUUCAUCAGUUCGUACCUGUGUUGAAUAAGAUGAUUGAAGGAGGAGAGAGCAUCCACCCGGCAGUACUCGGCUCAGCCCUGCUCUGUGUGGCGGAGAUCAUCCGCAGCGCCCACCUCCUCUUCAUCCCUCACAUCAACACUCUCAUCCCGGCGCUCCUUGGCAUUCUCGACUCAUUCACCCACCGCCCCGCGAUCCAGAAGACAGACUUGGUGCUAAUGAGUGCACUGGCAGUGGUGCAGAGGGCAUGCAUCCACAUCCCUGCAUUCCUGAGCCCACACCUCCCUGACAUCCUUUUCCAUGUCUGCAUCCUCAUGGGCCAUGCACAGGGGGAGGAUAAGAAAGAAGACAAGGGGCACCGGACCUCCUCGGACAAUCCCCCCUCCCUCUCUGGCCGACUCAAGGGCAUCUGUGACUCCCUUUGUGGACCGACCAUGACCGGGAAGUUGAUCCCUGCGAUCGAGGGUUGCUAUGAUCGCCUGAAGGAGAGGGGAGGGUCAAAGCCCAUGGCCGUUCUCCUUGGAAUGCUCUCUGUGCAUCUCAACUCCCUCGACAAGAUUCGCAUCGCCGAUAACCUUCAGGAACUCACUCGGUUCUUCAUCAAGGAGUCUGUUCCAUUGAAGGUGCUGAACUACCGGAGCGAGACUGGAGCGGAGCCAUCGUGCGAGGAGGUGGAGGGCAGUGCAAUUGAGGCAUUCCUUGCCCUCCUCUUGAAGCUGUCAGAGCAGACAUUCCGACCGCUCUUCUUCCGCCUCUAUGACUGGGCCACACGACCCGAUGCUCCCCCGUUACGAAUUCUCACCUUCUACAGGUUGACAGAUCGCAUGGCAGAUUGCCUCAAGAGCCUCUUUGUGCUGUUUGCCGGUACAUUUUUAAAACAUGCUGCUGGUGUUCUCGCCAAGACCAAGAACGCCGAGAGCCUCUACUUCGAAGACGUGAGCGACCCCGGAGGCCUGACGGAUCGGCUCCUCACCGUUGUCGUGGACACUCUGUCCAAGGUCUUCGUCCACGACCAUGAACAGUUCAUCAAUGAGGACCGCUUCAACAUCCUACUCCAGCCACUUACUGACCAGGUUGAGGCUCUUUUCUUCUCAGGUAAGAAGGAACAGGAUGAUGUUCCCUCAUUGAGCGCUGAAACUACAAAUGAAGAGGCUGUGUAUGUUGCAGGAAAAAAAAGCUAUUCAGUGAGGUUACGGAAGCUGAUAAAGAGAUGA